AUAACAAAAAGUAAUAUUGGUGAUAAAAUGCCAUCCGAGUUAAAAAACAAGAAGAAGAAGAACGAAGAACUUCCAAUGGGCACAUGUUUUUAAAUCCACGGGCAAAUUUAAAUUUCUUUUCUUUAACAAUUUUAAUCACCAAGUUUGUUCAUUAAUAUCAAAUCUUAAAGCUAUUCAUUAUAAUAAUAGAUGUGAUUGUUUAUUACCAGUUUGUACAAAACGCAAUAAAAAUAUGUCGAUUACUUACUAUAGAAAAAUCAAUGGGAAGUAAAAUGAGUAUUGAAUUACCUGUAGUAAUAGUAUUGGGUUCUACAGGUACCGGUAAAACCAAACUAUCCUUGGAGUUAGCUAAGAAAUUUAGUGGAGAAAUAAUUGGUGCCGAUUCAAUGCAGAUUUAUCGAAAUUUGGAUAUUGCUUCAGCAAAAGCAACAAAAGAUGAACAAUCAAUUGCUCCACAUCAUAUGAUAGAUAUAUUGGAACCUUCUGAAAAUUUUACAGUUCUAGAAUAUAGGAAUAAAGUUCUACCUAUUAUUGAUAACUUAUUAAAGUAUAGAAAACUUCCAAUAAUUGUUGGUGGUACUAAUUAUUAUAUUGAAUCAAUUUUGUAUAAAACUUUAGUUCAGGAAAUUGAUGAAGUUGUAUGUGAAAAAGCUAAAAUGUUGGCUGGUGAGGAUUAUGAACUACCAAGUGAACAACUUCAUAAGAAGUUGAUGGAGUUAGAUCCAGCUAUGGCAAAAAGAUUACAUCCUAACAAUAAAAGAAAAAUUAUGCGAUCUUUAGAAGUGCUCUAUACAAAGGGAAGGAAACAUAGUGAGAUUUUAGAACAUCAACAUACCCAAAGUUUAUCAAAGAGUGAUGGAGGUCUAAGAUAUAGUAAUGCAGUUAUACUCUGGUUACAAUGUAAUCAGAAUAUAUUAAAUAAAAGAUUAGAUGACAGGGUAGACAAUAUGAUUCAAGAAGGUCUCCUUGAUGAACUUUUAGCUUUCCAUAAAUCAUAUAAUGAACAAAGGAUAAAAAAUAAUGAAGAGUUAGAUUACACAAAGGGAGUCUUUCAAUCUAUAGGUUUUAAGGAAUUUCAUGAUUAUCUUUUACUAAACGAUGAAGAAAAAGCAUCAAAAGAUGGGCAGAAAAUUCUGCAUGAGGCCAUAGAAAGGUUAAAAUUAGUUACUCGAAGAUAUGCAAGAAAGCAAAUAAAAUGGGUUGUAAAUAGAUUUUUAGGCCGAAAAAAUAGAGAGGUUCCACCCAUUUACGCAUUAGAUACGUCUGAUGUUUCUAAAUGGGAAGUCCAAGUUAAGCAGCCAGCUUUUCAAAUUGUUCAACAGUUCAUAUCGGGCACACCCUGUGGUAUCCAACCUGUACCUUUAGAAGAGAAAGACUCUGUUCCAUCUUCUAUGAUGGAGUGUUUUACUUGUGAUAUUUGCAACAAAACUUUAGUGGGUCAAAUUCAAAGGAAAGAUCAUUUCAAUUCAAGCAGACAUAGAAAAAUGGUGGCUAAAGCAAAAAAAGAACAACAAAGUGUGUCUGAGGUGAAAAUAAACUCUACGUGUUAAGUUUUGACAGUGUGUAUAGUGUUUUUGGUGAAGAAUAAAGAAGUCAGUGGCGGGCUUAAAGUUCAAGACUUCUGUAGAAAUUUCUGGAUAUGAUUUACAAGUUGCUUUAAGAAUAUAUCUGAUUGUCUAUGAAGAUAU
Sitophilus oryzae (rice weevil) is the source of this 1688-nucleotide messenger RNA. Its product is annotated as tRNA dimethylallyltransferase. NCBI's taxonomy places the organism in Eukaryota, Metazoa, Arthropoda, Insecta, Coleoptera, Curculionidae. Gene Ontology annotation, molecular function: tRNA dimethylallyltransferase activity. The record is from RefSeq and is a predicted model, not a curated record. The transcript has 7 exons. The coding region runs from base 261 to 1550 and encodes 429 amino acids. Gene Ontology annotation, cellular component: mitochondrion. Gene Ontology annotation, biological process: tRNA modification.